AUGGCCCGACAAGUCGCAACUCAAGCUUCCCGCUUAGCUUCACGAGCCAUCCGCUCCUCAACACCCGUUUGCCGUUCGAGCUUCCGAGUCGCAUCUACGGCCCAUGUAUCACGUCUAGCAACUUCCCCGACUCUUUCGCAACGCUACUUCUCGACUACGAUAUCCAGCAAGCGAGGUAUCAUGCCCGAUACUGAACAUCCUGCCAAACCCUUGAACGAAACCGAAGAGGUCCAGCCCACCCCUGCCGUCGCCAAGAUCACCGAACAAGAGUACCAUGAGCUUGCAGACGAGUAUCUCGAGAAUGUUGUGAAUAGAUUUGAGGAGCUCCAGGACCAGCGGGAAGACAUCGAUGUCGAGUACGCGGCCGGUGUUCUCACAAUCAACUGGCCCGACAAGGGUACGUACGUCAUAAAUAAGCAGCCCCCCAACAAGCAGAUCUGGUUGUCAUCACCCAUCUCAGGCCCCAAGCGAUACGACUGGUGCCUCUUUGGCGAGAGCCAGAACCAGAAGGAGGGCACUGCCGUUGGCGACUGGAUCUAUAACAGAGAUAGUUCUAGCAUGAACCAGGUCUUUUCUGAGGAGCUUGGUGUCGACAUCGUUGUUCCAGGUGAGGAGUAG
Molecule: messenger RNA, 618 nt
Organism: Fusarium sp. VM40
Lineage: Eukaryota; Fungi; Ascomycota; Sordariomycetes; Hypocreales; Nectriaceae
Source: the annotation of a GenBank genome assembly